CAUGCGCAGUUGGUGGAAGACGGCGCUCUUUCCUCCCCCCCCCACCCAUUCUCCCUGUCUCUUGUCUGAGGGGGGAGGGGACAGCUAAGGUCUAGCAGGGCUCUCCCUAAUUGACAGCGGGACCGGCUUCGGCCGCGUCACCUCGGCAAACACCGCGGGCGAGAAAGAGAGGGGCAAGGAGAGGGAACUUUUUGCCAGGCCCGGUCGUGUGAACCAGGAGAAGAAGGCGCGCAGGCCUCGCUGCCAGCUGCUGUGGCAGAAGUGCUGAGGGAAGAAAUCUGACAGGGACCCGAGGGGCAGGUCCAGGCAGCAAGGGCAGGGAGAGGGAGAGGGCUGUCGGCGUCGGUGGUUUCUCGUCCCUUCCUCAUUCCCCCGUCGCCUGAGAAGGGAGGGACCGCGGGCAGCCCUCGCUGAGGCACCGCGCGCUCCCCUUGAAGCGGCUCACGGGGAAGGAAGGCGAGUUCUCGGGGACCCUUCGCGCCUGUCGCCGCCGGUUCCCGCCCCCCUUCCCGCCGACCAGAGGCCUCCCGUCCUGCCGCCGCCGCCGCCGCCGUCUCCCCAGGUGCCAAGCGGACCAGCGUUGGUCAGCUUCGGGAGGGAGGCGGCGGUGGUGGUGGCUGGAGCAGCCCGUCCGGCCUAUCGGGAGGAGCAGGCUCCGAGCCUUUAGGCCGGUGCAAGGGAGGGCGGUGGGUUCAAGUCCUCGGGUGCCCAUGGAGCCUCCCUCUGGCUCCGUCCGCUGCCGGGCAUGAACCUGGCGCAGCCCGAGGGGGCGGCGGGCGACGGUGGCGAGGAAGGAGAAGAGGAGGAGGAGGAGGAGGAAGGCGGCAUGGAGCUGCCGACGGAGAGCGCCGCUGCCGGCGAGCGGGGAAGGGAGCCCGCGGGAGUUGGGUGCCUGGCGAAAGAAGAGGAGGACGAUGCUGGCGGCCACCGCAGUUGGGAGCAGAAACUGAGCCCGGAACUGCAACAGGGAUAUCGGAUCUUGAGCGAGUUUCUGCUGGAAAAGCACCGGCCCCUGACUGCCCCUUUCCUAAGACCCUUUGGAGGCCGAGAAGCUGAGGAUGGGCAAAGUGGAGCCGCCGCCGCGUCCUCUAAGGAAAGUAGUGGGCAUCAGCCUUCGCGAGAAACUCAGCCGCCGCCUGGGAUGGGGCUGCUUAAAAUGAAAGAGAAGUUUUCCACCAGGCAGUACAGGGCAAUCGCGGAUUUCGUCGCCGAUUUCCGGCUGAUGUUGGAGACGUGCUAUCGGCUGCACGGAGUAGAUCACUGGGUCUCCAAGCAGGCCCAGAAACUGGAGAUGAUGCUUGAGCAAAAAUUGGCAUUACUCUCUCGGCAUUUGAGAGAGAAGACAGCAAUAGCAGUAACAUCUAAAGGGUUCUAUGGGCUGGAAGAUGAGAAGGGGACAGCUUGUACUUCAACAAGGCGUCGCUCUACACCACGCAGUUUAGCAGGCUUGACCACAGGCGUGUUUGAAUCCGUAAUGGUUCAGGUUCUGAGACAGGAAGAGCAACUGAGAGCAAAAGAAGAAAAGAGGCUUCGAGAACAGGAAAGGAAAGAGUCAGAAGAAGCUAGUCACAAAGAAAUUGAAGAAUGGGAGAGAGCCCUUCUAUCUCAAGCAGCACCUACACGGAUGGAAAACAUGUGGGAAAUUCCAGCAAUUGGCCAUUUCCUUUGUUUAGCACAAAAUAUUCUAAACUUGCCUGAAAUAGUUUUUUAUGAGUUGGAGCGCUGCCUUUUGAUGCCCCAAUGUAGUGCUUUUUUGUCUAAAAUAAUGACUUCUUUGUUAAGCCCUCCUCAUCGAAGGUCUACCUUACAUCGAAGGCCAACUCUCCCUUAUAAAACUUGGGAAGCAGCACUUAGACAAAAAGUACAACAGUGGUAUACAGCUGUAGGGCAAACUGACAAUCCUGAUAGUUGUGCAGAAAAGCUUGGUCUUUGUCCUCAGUUUUUUAAAGUGCUUGGAGAAGCUAAUCCUUUGGAGGAAAAACCCUUUCAUGAGCUCCCAUUUUGUCAAAAGGUAUGGUUGCUAAAAGGCCUCUGUGACUUUGUAUAUGAGACCCAAAAGGAUGUACAAGAUGCCGUACUUGGCCAGCCGAUCCAUGAAUGCAGGGAAGUGAUUCUAGGUUAUGAUUACUUAGAGCACGCCUAUGUUCAUUUCCCACAAUUCUGUGGUGCAGAUGUACGGAUUUACAAACAAAAGCCUUUUCAUGCCCCUGAGUUUCCAGUUCCUCUCAUUAGGGUUAAAAGAGUACCAAGGAUUAAAUUAGAGAAAGUGAAAUGUGAAUAUGCCACCAAAAGCAAUGGUGGUAGUGCUAAAGAUGACUUUGCAUCUCAAACAAGGGUAGAACCUGGAAAACCUGGUUCAGCAAGAAUCCAGUCUGAGCUCUUGAAUGUUGUGGCAGAAAAAGAAAUGAAAUCCAGCUGUGAAGAAAAAAUUCAGAAUGACUGUAACUUUAUAACAGACUGCUGUAAAGAAAAUCUAGAUAAGGCAAUUGUUCCAGAAGAGCAUAAUGGUUUGGGUGAGCCUCUUAGCCCAGGAGAAGUUCGGAUUGUGGAAAAUGGAGAAAAAUGUGUCGAAUCUUCAACAGUGAAAACAGAGACCACCCCUUUAAAGGAGAACAAUCUUAAAAUGUGUCUGAUGAAUGUGAAUGGGAAUCACAGUGAUAGUCCAGAUGUGAAUUGCCACAGAGUUCCUAAAGAGGUGACCUCAGAGCAUUCUAUAGGAAAAAAAACACUAAAGUUUAGUAAAUUGCGAGCGAAGAAGAAGAAGAAAAAAAAGAAGCUGAAAGAAAUUUUGAAUGAAAAUCUUCAGAGAAAGCGUGAGAUUCACCUCCACUCAUUGAAAUCUUACAAACCUGAGAUACAAAAUAAGUUGCUCAUGAUGAAAAAGAAAGCCAAACACAAGAAGCACAAAUCUGGAAAGAAAUCCAUUUCUAAAAAAGCAAUUACCAAGAAGAGGAAAUCUGCUAUAAAACCUACUGUCCCAGAAUUUCAGCUUAUUUGCACUAAUCUUGAUGAACUCAGGGAAUUGAUUGGAAAAAUUGAAAAUGAACUCAAAGAUGUUGAGAACAUUAAAAAGAAAUCGGGAAGGUGGUAUCAGCGAAAACAAGCUGUAAAAGAACUACACUGUACUCUAAUACGACUGUUAAACGAAUUGUUACCAUGGGAACCAAAACUAUUGAAGGCUUUUCAAAGAAACAGGUCUCGAUUAAAAAAAGACUAUGAUGACUUCAAAAGGCAACCGGAUCAUGAUAAAUUUACUAGAGAACAGUGGACUAAUGAGGAUAGCGAAAUACAUACUGGCAAAGAGGUUUCCAGUUCAUUAGCCAGUGAACCUUCAGAGCACACAGAAUUUCUGAAAAGGGAUUGCACAAACUCGGAGGACAUGAAAUUAUCAGAAACGGAUCUUGCUGCAGGAAAAUCCAGACCAGUAAGAAAAGAACUGAAUUGUAAAGAAAUUCAAAAGACAGUGCCUAGAUCUCUUAAACGCCAGUUGAAGCAAGACUGUCACCUGGAUGACAGCACAAAUGACUUUUCACCAAGAAAAAAGCUGAGAUUAAGCACAAGUGAUUCUCUAAUCCAUAGUACAGACAAUGACCUGUCAAUUGAUGGUUGCUUGGAUAAGAAAAUAGAAUCCUCACUUUCAGAACCAUUGAAUAUGACAGACUCUCCAACAUCAAAUUUAGUAAAAGGGACCAAACCCAUCCAGGCCUUACUUGCUAAGAAUACUGGGAACAAAGUGACCUUAACGAGUCAGCUGUCACCCACUGCAGGUAAAAACAUUUUGACAUCUGAAAAGCUGAUAAUGUCAACUAUGGGCACAUCCCCAGUCAAACCUAUGUUGCCCAGCCAGAGCAGCUCAAAGAGUCCUUUACAAGUAUUAUAUAAAAUUCCAGGUGGCCACUGUGUGCCAAUAGACCUGCAUAACAAUUCAGUGAAGAUUCAGAUGCAGCCUAUGACUGACUGUAAAUUCUCAGAGAAAAACAUUGGAGAAAAGAUCAUGCAGCAAGUCCUUAUUUUGCCUAAAAAUUUUCUUAUUCAUCACAAAGAGAAUAAAAGUGGAGCAAAAGGAACACCACUGUUGCAGCAAAAGACUACUGAACAGCACUGCAUCUCGCUGCCACAGCCAACAGCUUUCGACACUACUCUAACACCUACUCUUCCAGUUUCUACUGCAAAUCCUGCUACCGCAUUUUUGCCUGGCCCAAACUUUAGAAAGAAUAAUACACAUUUGCCACAGCAAGCUAAUGUAGUGAACAGAUUUUCAGCAUUGCCCUCUAUAACCUCCACAAGUAAUGUGGUGACAUCAGUCGUGAAAACAAGCGAAAGUGAGACCACUAAAACUAAGACAGUAAUUUUGGCUGCAUCUUCUCCCGUUGCUUCACCCACUUUUUCCUCAACUGUUCAGACUUUGACAACAACACUACCACAGAGCGUUUCUGCAUGCACCAGCAGUUCUUCCCUGAGACUAGCAUCUCCACAAAAAAGUGUUGAUAUGGGUGACGCUAAGCAAGAAUUGAAAACCAUCUGUAUCAGAGAUUCACAGUCUAUUCUUGUUACAACACGAGGUGGGAACACAGGAAUUGUUAAGGUGCAGACAAAUGCAGAACAGGUUUCCCCUUGUAGCUUAUCUCCAAGUUCUGUUUUUACAUAUGCACCUCAGCUUCAGGCAUUUUUAGUGCCCAAAUCCACACCACUGUCAACCUCUACUGUUUCAACUGUAACAACCACCAUACCUUGUUCCCCAACACUUAUCCAGUCCUCUUCCACAACCUCUACUUCCAAUUCAACUGUUGCUCCCUGUAUAAAUCAAGCAGCAGGGAAAAAUAUGACACUUGCAUUUGGACAGCAGAUGUCACAAACUGGUAGUAACAUGGGUCAUGGAGUGCAAAAAAAUGUACACGUCUCCUCCCCUACUUUCCUGUCUCCCGUAGCCUCCAACAUUGUUAUGCCACCAUCAAACAGCUCUGGUAAUGCAAUUAACAUUUCUUCAGGACCCAUUGGACAGAAUACAACAUGUACUACACACAGUUCUUUUACUAAUCAGCAGAUCAGUAUAAGUAGUACAAAAUGUCCUGCUUCACAACCUGAAUCCAUGCCUAUAACCACUGGAAGUGUGAUGAGUGGUGCACAGAUUCAAAAACUUAUGUUGGUCACAAAUCCCCCCCUUCUUCCUGCCUGUGGGACUACAGGAGUCAAUCUAAUCCCUGCUCCAGCAUCCACUGGCACUACUGCACAGAAACUGGUUUUCAUUAAUACUCCACUUGGCAGUAUUCAAACAAACACUAAUUUAACUGCAGAAUCAUUUAAGCAGACUUUCCCUCCUGUGGGUAAAGCAUAUAUUAAAAGCACAGAGCAGCCUCAGUUAGUCCUCAUUCCAUCUACUGUGGGAGCAUCCAUUAAAGUAAAUACGUCACCAACUGUUUCUCAAAUAAAAGAUGUAAAAAUAGGACUUAACAUUGGUCAGGCCACUAUAAAUAGCACAGGUAAUGCUCAGAGUGUUCCAUCAAUUAACAUUAUGCAGUCUACAUCUUCAAAAGAUAGAGAAGAUAAAAAUAGCCAGGAUUUAUUUGUGCCAUUGUCAACAAGUGGUGCUUUGGUUCCUGUUUGUUCAAGUUUGUCUUGUCAGAAUACUGCACCUGACAAAGAAUCUCCAUAUGUUGUAACAAGAGCAUUAAAUAUAUCUACAGUACCAGCAAACACACAUUUAGAUUCUACUUCUGUGCCAUUAAGUGGGAGUACUACUGGAACAAGGCCUACCAUCUUGAGUGGUGGAAUAGAUACAUCAGCAAAAAUAGCACCCAUUUUAACAACUCGAUUGCGCACUUCUAGUGUUGGAAAUACUGUGGCUAUAUCAACUGUGAAAACCGGGCACCUUGCCUCAUCAGUUCUGAUUUCAACGACUCAACCAGCAGUUUGUCAUCCGAGUUUCUCAUCUAGUUUCCAGCUACCAGUUACAGUUGCCUUGCCUGGGCUGUUGAAUGGUGCACCUAAAAUGGUACACACAGUCCCUCAGUUGCCAGCAGUUUCACCUCCUGCACAAUGUAUGGCCCUUUCAAAAGGUCAGCAACCUACACUUGUCCAAUUUCAGUCACCAGGAAUUCCAGCUGCAGUACCAAUAAAUGGAGGUGCUCAGAAACCUCAAACAGUGUUGCCCCCUAAUGCUCCAAAUACAGGCAAAGUAAUUGGUUUUCCUAAUAUAGUUCCCCUGCCUUGCCAGCUUCUGCCUCCUAAUUUUGUAAAGCCUGUUCCUGUUUUCACUUGUACUCCUGGUGCAUCUACCACUCAAACUGCCCCGGCUUCGUCACCAGUAGCUGGUAAUAUAGGAGGACAAUUGAAUGAGCCUUGUAUUCAACAGAAAAUAAUUAUUAACACUUGUUCACCUUUGGCACCUGGAACUCAGAUAAUGAUCAGCGGAACCCGUUUCAUUGUUCCACCUCAGGGCCUUGGAGCUGGCAGCCAUAUUCUUCUCAUCUCAACCAAUCCCAAAGCUGGACCUGUUUUAACUGUUAGUAAUGGAAAUGGGUUUCAAGGUUUAUCCCAUGCUUCUUCCUCUCCCCAGAAGAUGACAGAAGUGUUGAGUAAUGUGUCAAGUUGGCAGCCAUCAAAACAACCUUUGAAAAGCUUUACCAAAAUUGUAAACUCCCUUGGCACUGCAAACCCUCUGCCUAUUGUACAUGCAACGCCACAGAUAAUGAACAAUGGUGCAAAACCAAGCACUCCAUCUUUUCCAACAACACUGUCUACAUCUUUGGUAAAAGCCACCCCAUCAACUAGUGUAGCUAAAACAUCUUUGGCUGAUACAACUCAUGCUAGUGACUCACAGCUACAAAACAAUACCUCUGUAUUGCAGCUAGACACUUCUAUCAAAAAAUUGAUGGUCAGCCCAGAAGGAGCUAUUUUGAAUGCUAUAAAGGCUUCAUCAUCAAAAUCUUCCUCUAUGCCUUCAUCCUUCUCUCCAGACAUAAUUUCUACAACCAGAAAUCCUCCUGUUGUCUUCCCUACUUUUCUAAAUUCCAGCAUAGGUGUACCUGACACAGCUGCCUCUUGAAUUUAAAGUAAAUGAGCUGUUAAAAUGUUGGAACAUUAUUUCAUACAUGGAAGUAAUUUAUAAUUGUUUUAAAAAAUAGUGUGCUAUUUGCAAAUACACACGGGGCUGAAUCCAAGAUACAUGGUAACCAUUUGGAGCAGGUGGAAGCAGCCAGGUAAAAGUCAGCGCUGUUUUGCGUGCUGCUGGGAACUCAUGGGUUGAAUGGAGACAGGAUUCUGCAUAUCACUUGGCUGGUUUGCUGUUCCCUGGAAGCUUCUACAUGUUAAAGUUUCAAAACAUCUAUCAUAUGCCCAUGGUUGGGGGCUUUGGUGUGUGAAUAAGGUUAUAGUUGACCUUUGAAAAAAAGCUUCCUAUUAGAUUGCAGGAGUUUUCAUGUUUCCCUUUUUUUUAAUUGUAGAGAAAAAAUCUCUUAAAAUAAUUUUCAGAGCUGUGCAUUCAAGUUUUUUUUAAAAUUUAAAUGGUCAUAGAAGCCACCUGUUGAGACAUGUUGUGCAAAACAAUGUUGAUUCUUGGUUAGCACAUUUACAAGAAAAUGCUUCUCACAAUUUAAAUAGUUUCCCAGUCUCAUUUAUAAACGGUACAGUACACUUUUGUUUUGCAAAUUUUGCUUUGUUUUUUUAAAGAACACAACAUAUUUAUGCAUUGUAAAAUGCAGUCUGCUAUGUAAAAAUGUACAUAUCCCUGAUUCCCUAACCAUAUGUACUAAAAUAUGUGUAAAAAGAACUACUCUGUCUUAUUUAUGAUUUGUUUACAUAAUGUAUAGUUUUUUAAGUAUUUUAGUAAUUUUGGACAAGUGUACUGUUUAGCAAUAAUGCAGAAGAAUCUGCAUGUAAUAAUAAACAAAGUUGAUGUAUUUUUGCUUGAUGAUAGCGUCACUGUGGAAAAUGAUACUUGAUAUCAUAAGGUUAUGUAUGUAUGUGCAUUAAGAAAUUUAAGGUGUUGGGGUUUUCAGAAUUGUUGUAAGCCCAAACACACUUACUGCAACACAAAUUUCAUUAAAACUAGUGGGAUUUACUGUCAAGUAAAUGUGCCUACAGUUAUAA
Messenger RNA from Pogona vitticeps (central bearded dragon), 8088 nucleotides. RefSeq names its product bromodomain containing 10 (gene BRD10). The record is from RefSeq and is a predicted model, not a curated record. NCBI's taxonomy places the organism in Eukaryota, Metazoa, Chordata, Lepidosauria, Squamata, Agamidae. Gene Ontology annotation, molecular function: protein binding.